AAGGCCCUCUCUCUUAUGCAGCAGUUCCCAGUCUGACCUGAGGGGGCGCUGCAGAUACAAUCUCAAACAGGCCUUAUUGAUUUGAGCUAAAUGUUUUAAGCUGGCAGCAGAUGUUUGUGAUGUUUCGGGAUCUCCAGCAGCUCUGAUUCGCUGACUCGUAUUUGUCUGGUGUUAGUGUAGUAGCUGCUCUCUUCCUGCAGGGGGCAGUGCAGCCCACAGUGGUAGAUUGAAGCGUUCUGAUGCUUGUGUUGCUGCUGCAGCAGACAGAUCUGGCCCAGUAUAUGACGCAGCACCCAGGAGGACUUCAUUCGCACAACGUGCGGAUCUUCAUGUUCCAGCUGCUGCGCGCCCUCAGCUACAUCCACGGUCGCAGGAUCCUGCACCGAGACCUGAAGCCCCACAAUCUGCUCAUCAGCUACCUGGGAGAGCUCAAGCUGGCCGACUUCGUGUACCACAGAAUAUUUAGUUUUUUCACUUUUAGAAAAAGAACAGGCGUCUGCUGUGCUUUUAACCGUGAGGGACUCCAUGGUGCAGGGCUGGCCCGGUCCAAGUCCAUUCCCGCCCAGAACUUCUCCUCCGAGGUGGUGACGCUGUGGUAUCGGCCCCCCGACGUUCUGAUGGGAUCCAUCCAUUAUUCUACGGCCCUGGACAUGUGGGGGGCGGGUUGCAUCUUCAUAGAGAUGCUGCAGGGAGCGCCAGCGUUCGCAGGAGGUUCUGAUGAGCUGGAGCAGCUGCAGAACAUCUGGACGGUUCUGGGCGUCCCAUCAGAGGACAGCUGGCCUGGGGUCAGUCUGCUGCCUAACUACAGACCAGAGCGGUUCAUUCACUGCAGGCCGAAGCUUUUUAGAGAUGUUUGGAAAAGGUAAGCUAAGCUAAACAAGGUAAUUUUAUUUAGACAG
Molecule: messenger RNA, 899 nt
Organism: Poecilia latipinna (sailfin molly)
Lineage: Eukaryota; Metazoa; Chordata; Actinopteri; Cyprinodontiformes; Poeciliidae
Product: cyclin-dependent kinase 15-like
Exons: 6
Coding region: 240-866 (208 amino acids)
Biological process (GO): protein phosphorylation
Cellular component (GO): cytosol; cytoplasm; nucleus
Molecular function (GO): cyclin binding; ATP binding; cyclin-dependent protein serine/threonine kinase activity
Source: RefSeq, a predicted model, not a curated record